CACACACACACACAGCAGGGUCCCACUACAGGCUGGCCGGAACGGAGUCUUAUAUACACCUCAGCGCCAUCCACACAUCGGCCCGCGGGACGCGUCGCACUCUCCGCCCGGGAUGGAGCAGGACGCAUCGGAGCCGGACCCGUCCCGCCAGCGCAACGGGUUCGUGGGCACGCUGUACGGGGAGUUCACCGACACGCUCGACGACAGUCUCCGGUUCUCCGUGAGCCUGACGGAGAGCGCCCUGACCAUCCGGAGGAUCUCCUCGUCGCCCGGCCGGACGAAGGUGGUUUUUGACUUGACCGACUGCGUCGGCUGCCGGGCGCACAGGGGGCCGGACGGCGCGGACGUCGGCGCCUACUUCACAGCCUACUUCUACCCCUUCAAGAGGCGCUGGAUGGCCGCCGGGGUGGCCCGGCAGAGGGUGGAGCAGGGCUUUCGGGUCGCGCUGGCCCGGGAGCCGCUCGCCAACCUCCAGGAGGCUGAGAGGUGGGCUCGUGCCAUCAGAGAGGCUUCGGGGAUGCAGGCGCCCCGGAGAGACGGUGUGACGUACAUGGAGGUGCGUCGGCCGUGUCGAGUCAUGAUCCUCGUGAACCCUCACAGCGGGCGCGGGCAGGCUCUGCAGCUCUUCACCGGCCACGUGCAGGGCAUGCUCACCGAGGCCACCGUCCCCUACACACUCGUCACAACAGAGCACCAGAACCACGCGCGGGAGCUGGUGCGGAAGGCAGACCUGUCACAGUGGGACGCCCUGGUUAUCAUGUCCGGAGACGGGCUGCUGUUUGAGGUGAUAAAUGGUCUGAUGGAGCGAGAGGACUGGCAAGAGGCCAUCCAGACCCCUCUGGGUAUUCUACCAGGUGGCUCGGGCAAUGCCCUGGCGGCCUCUGUCCACCACUACUCACAGUCGCCUCCAGCAUGGAACGAAGAGCUGCUGUUGAGCUGUGGCUUCAUGUUGUGCAAAGGUCUGGUCGGCUCCUUGGACCUGGUGUCGAUCCACUUGGCCUCUCGGCAGCGCCUCUUCUCGUUCCUCUCCCUGGCCUGGGGCUUCGUGGCGGAUGUGGACAUCGAGAGUGAGAAGUACCGCCAUGUCGGCGCCAUCCGCUUCCUGAUGGGCACCCUGGUGCGUCUGGCCUCCCUGCGAGUCUAUCAGGGCAAGUUGGCGUAUCUGCCUGUUGAGGAGCCCCCUAGACCUCCAAAGGGGAGCGUAAAGACUAGCCAACCUCCCUCCACGCCUCAGCACCCCUCGCUCUGCUCCUCCCUCCCCUGUCAGCUCAUCCCCGACCCCUCUCCGAAUCAGAACUCUCCUCACAACCGUAUCACGACAAACUGCAACCACAACACCGUCACUAACUCUUCCAACAACCCCGUCACCACCACCAAGAGACCCGAGACCCAGGGUGGUGGCAAGUCCAUGACCCUGGUGGACUCGCUUCUCCCUGGCCUGGACCAGCCGGUCCCAGAGAGCUGGACUGUAGUCAAGGAGGAGGACUUUGUCUUGGUGCUGGCUGUUUACCAGUCGCACCUUGCUGAGGACCUCUGGACGGUCCCUGGUGCGAUGGCAGAUGACGGGCUGAUUCAUCUGUUCUACGUGACAGCGGGAAUCUCGCGCCCCGCCCUCCUGCGCCUUUUCCUUGCCAUGGAGAAGGGCGCCCACUUGGCGUGCGGCUGCCCCUACCUGGUGCACGAGAAGGUGAAGGCCCUGCGGCUGGAGCCCAUCUCUCCGCAAGGCGUGAUCACUGUGGACGGAGAGAUGGUGGAAUACGGGCCAGUCCAGGCUCAAAUCCACCCGGGACUGGCCAGACUCAUAUGUGGAUGAAACCUGGAUUAUGUUAAUCUUUUUUUUUUUCUGGUAGUAGAGCUUUCUAGUUUGGCCUUUUUAUACUCAGUGUUGAUUUCUCUGUGUUUGUGAUGUGUUUUCAGAAGUGCCAAAGACAUUUUAUCAGCCUCUGGAAAUUCUUCUAUUUUUCUACGGACGCAACGUGUGCUCUCAAUGUUUGAUUCAGAGCUAAAGCCAUGGUUGGUGCUGGCUGGUCCCAGCUUAGAAAAGGAGAGAGGGAUUGUGUGUGUGCGUGUGUGUGCGUGUGUGUGCGUGUGUGUGAGUGUGUGCAUAAGAGAGAGGUCUUUCUGUAUGUAUGUGAGCUUGUGGAGGAGCACAUAGCUGAGGAGUGCAUUGUUCAUGCCGCUGUCGGACCUCAUAAGCAUGACACACGUGAAGAGAAGCACAUUUGCCCUGUCCUGGGAUGCUCCUGGAGAAACCACGCCCCUUGCCCCACUGUACUACACCAGGCUGCCAAAUCUCCCCCCUGGGCGAGCGCUCUAACAGCAUCACCUCCCCCUCGGCCUGGUAAAGAGGAGCUUUCUUACUGAGGAGGACUAAAUCCCCUGGGGAUUUGAUGUUGACAUAUCUUUAAUCUUUGCGUAGAUUUUAUUUGUUAAAGAAGAAAAAAUACCAGAUCUGGCCAUACUAAGCAUUAGCAACGCGCGCACCCGUGCAAACUUUCUCCAGCUUCUGAUGCAUGGAGUGCCGGUGUGGACGGUAACCUGGCCAGCUGAGCUUACACCUCCACCAACGCCCGAUCCAUUUCCUGUCCUGUCCGCUCUCUUACCCUGGUUGAUCUGCAACCAUCAUCAAACUGUAGGAACUGCUUGCACUCGCACACAAACACGCACACACACACACACACACACACACACACACACACACACACACACACACACACACACACUUUCUUCUCCCCACCCCCUCCUCUUAUGCACAGAUCCUCACAUACAUAUACACACUCAUUCCCUUGCAUCUCUGCAGCACUUAGUGGGGGGGAGGGGCACGAUCUGCUGGUGUGCAUAUGAUCCCCUCUCCUCUUGCCAUCUUAAGAUUGUACUCUCUCUCUCUCUCUCCCUCCCUCGGUUAAUGAGCCAUCAGCACCAAAUGUGUCCUUAAUAUCAAGCUUUACAUCUGCGAAAGCGUGCAAAAUAAAGUUGGAGAAAAAAUAUUGCUGUGAAAGCCUUUAAGUGAGUUUCAAACACGUAUUAGACCGGUUGAAUCCCACUGAAGUGGACGGAGCGAGGCUCCACACAGGGGGUCAUUCAGCGAUUGCAUGUUGAGAGGCAUGCGAUCAAUGUGAGUCAAGUGUUCUCCUCCACCGUGUGGCCUUUUCGCUGGCUGUCGGUGACGAGCAUUAGUGCACUGGGGCAGAGGAGAGUGCAGGUGUUAGCAUUAUCAGUGCCCCCCCCCCCCUCUCUCUCUCCCUCCUCUCUCUCUCUCUCUCUCACACACACACACACACAAACACACACACACACACACACACACACACACACACACACACACACACUCUCUCACAUACACUAGUUUAUUUCAGGUCACGAUGGACCAGAGCUGUUACACCCACAGGUGAUGCAUCAGCUGAAAUUCACCACUUACAGAGCGGGCCAACUAACCAUAUUCUUAAAUAUAUAUAUAAAAAAAGAAUAAGAGAUCAUUCUAUGUUAAUGCUGGUGCUAAAAGUUAAAAGUACAACAUUGACCGGCUGGUUUUUAGAGAAAUGCUGAUUGAAAGCUUUUCAAUGUUUUGAUGAAUGCAUCACUGUCAUCCCUGUUGCAAUAUAGUCCACGACUGGUAGCACACAUUCUUUUCCUCCUGCUUUUUCUGGAGCUUUUGAAGGAAACGAGUGAUUAGCUUCCAUUGAAAGAAGCAUAUAAUGCAAACAGAAAGAUGCUUUCUUUAGGCUCAGUAUUUGAAUUAUUGGGGUAUGGUUAGGGGGUUAACUUUACCUAGCAACAUUCAUAUUUCCUUCUUCCCUUUGACUCCCAUUUGUUAAAUUUAUACUGGGUAAUCAACAAUAUAUAUUUUUGAAUCUUUCUUAGUGAAUCAACAAUAAAAGAGUAACUUAUGAUUGAUAUGGAUUUUUCAGGACUUCAUGUGCAACACAGUUGUGCAUUAAUAAUAAAAGGCCUGCACUACCAGGCUGUUUUCAUUAUGCACGUUGAAAGAAAUGCGGGUCAUCCCGUACGGUUAUGGCACGGUCACCGACGUGUGACAACCAAGUAGAGGAGACAUCCAGCUAUCCUUUUUUAGACUUAAAAACUCCAUAUGCACAUUCACGAUGUCGAAAUUUUACCCAUUAUGCAAGAAGAAAAGUGAACCAAAUAAAGUGAUAUAUCGCUACGCACAUAGAUACAUAUGUACAUAGGCGCUUCUUAAAACUGGCUGAAUGUGUUGAGAGAAAAAAAUUGAUCAAAAAAAGAGGACUGUUGUCUACUGCACAUGGCAAAGUGCACUCAUAUUGACACCAAAGCCAACGUUGAUCUUUUUUUUUAAUGCAUAACUUUUAUUAACUUUACAGUAAAUACCCCAAAUGAAGGAUGGACUCAAUUAGAAAAAGUAAUUAAACAAAUAGGCCUUUCAGCAACCAGGAAAAAAUACAUGGCCAUCCCCCCUGCUUGACCCCGUCUCUCCCCACUAAUUUUUUCAUACAGUCCCUUCACAAACUGCUAUGUACUUGAAGUUGACCCGAGUCAACAUCUUUCAAAUCGGGGUUAUCAUUUUCACUGCAGUGCCGACUUUUUGCCUAUAUUACUUGAUCUUUACGUUCUUGUUCUGACAUUUACAUACAUACUGUAUAUGAUACAGUCACAUCUGUGACUGACGUGCAACAUGCUGUUCCUUCUACCAUCACUGUAUCGUCAGAGGAGUCGUCCAGGUGCUUCGAAUGCAGAAUGCUGUUCUGCACUCGUGAACCUGCAGCUGCACACGUGCACUGUUAAAUUCAUAAAGAACAUCAUGUAAGGGCAGAGAUAAGCUAUGCAAAGGCCCAGUCAUGGUUGCAGUCAUCUGGAGUGAGGGCUCCCUCUGCUGGACAGCCUCGUACCCUAUACUCGUUGAACAACUGGAUUACAUCGACAUUAAACAAUGCAUCCUCUUCAAACAGCCACACCCCUGUCCUGCUUUUCAUUUCUGGCAUGUUAUAAUUGAUAAUAAGAGCAAUUGACUUAAUUCUUGCAUACAAAAAGAGUUUCAAAAUAUAGUCCAUGUCAACAUCUUGGUGUAGGCCGUCGUAACACUACAGUUAAUGUGUGGUACGAUACUGUUGAAUUGUUGUAUUCCACUGGCUGCUUCAAUGCAAAAGCAACCUUAACCUUCUUGACACAAAUGUUAAUAUUUGUCUUGUACAAUAUUGUCAUUUUUUUUUUACAUGAACAAUGAAUGAACUACAAUGGUGCAGGCCUCGUCGUGAGAAGCCAAUGAUGUUCUUGGGACCCCCUAAGAAUGGGACGACUGUGUUGUGCUAUUUGUAUUCUUGUCAUCAAAAAGCCUCACAUCAUGAUUUACAGAUAUGCGGAGAAUGUUUCAUUCAUUGUUUUGUCAUGUGGUGAUGCAAACUGGCAUACGGUGCAGUAGAUCAGGGGAUUCGUGUGGUAUCACUGAAUGUGCUACACCGUCUGUGUUAGUGGGGGAAAAGAAUACUGCUCUGUAAAUUGUCUGCUACGUAUAUUUCCAGCGUUUCACUUUGAAGUAAGUUGAAAGAGGGAGAAUCGUUUCUCCAGAAAGUGCCUUAGCCAUUGUUCAAGAUAGGUGGUGCACAGCAAAAAAAAAAGAGAGAAUAUGCUAUUCUCUACUUUAUGAUAAUUCUGUAUGAUCUGUGAAGUUUUUUCGUAGAGAGGUUUAAACGAUUUAAAGGUUUAACACCCAUAUACGGUUCUUCUCACACUCGUUGAACUGGCUGUUGACCACCAGGCAUUAAUCAUCUCAUUUGAUUUCAUUGUAGACUUCUUCUUUUUUUUUUAUAAAUACCUUCAUAUAGAAAACA
Scophthalmus maximus (turbot) is the source of this 5804-nucleotide messenger RNA. RefSeq names its product sphingosine kinase 1. The transcript is spliced from 5 exons. Bases 113 to 1813 code for a protein of 566 amino acids. Gene Ontology annotation, biological process: cellular response to growth factor stimulus; negative regulation of apoptotic process; sphingosine biosynthetic process. The record is from RefSeq and is a predicted model, not a curated record. Gene Ontology annotation, cellular component: cytoplasm; membrane; intracellular membrane-bounded organelle. Lineage: Eukaryota; Metazoa; Chordata; Actinopteri; Pleuronectiformes; Scophthalmidae.